Molecule: messenger RNA, 1048 nt
Organism: Chionomys nivalis (European snow vole)
Lineage: Eukaryota; Metazoa; Chordata; Mammalia; Rodentia; Cricetidae
Gene: Paxx
Product: PAXX non-homologous end joining factor
Exons: 6
Coding region: 178-858 (226 amino acids)
Biological process (GO): double-strand break repair via nonhomologous end joining
Cellular component (GO): site of double-strand break; nucleus; nonhomologous end joining complex
Molecular function (GO): molecular adaptor activity
Source: RefSeq, a predicted model, not a curated record
ACACUGGCCGUCCUAGGAACCGCCCCGCCCCGCUGCCUCGUUCUUCCGUCUCCCGCGACACCAGAAGUUCCGCCCCGAGCGGACUCCGGAGCUUGCAAAUCGCCGAGUCCGUACUUCUGCGCAGGCGCCCUCAACCCACAUCUGGCUAGGUUCCUGCAGCGAAACCGCUUUGCGGCCAUGGCCCCUCCGCCGCUGUCGCCGCCGCUGUGCGUUCUGCCGCCAGGCUCGGGCCCUCCCCGCUUCGUGUGCUACUGUGAGUCGGAGGACAGCGGAGACGGGGAUGGCGGCGGCUUCAACCUCUAUGUGACGGACGCCGUGGAGCUCUGGAGCACCUGCUUCUCACCUGACAGCCUGGCGACGCUCAAAACCCGAUUUGGCCUAAGUGGGACCGAGGACAUCCCUUCCCGGUUCAGGGCAGCUUGCCAGCAACAAACAGUGACUGUAAGCCUGCAACAGGAUAGGGCCUCGAUGACGCUUUCAGGGGACACCUCCGCACUAGCCUUUGACCUCUCCAAGGUGCCCAGCCCAGAGGCAGCGCCUAAGCUCCAGGCUUUGACUCUCAGCCUGGCAGAGCGAGUGUACAACCUAGAGAAGCGGCUAGCAGAAGAGACUAGUCCCAAGAAGAACACCCAUCCAGCGGGCCCUCAGUUCUUCUUACCAGAACCUGAUCACCAGAGAGGCAGCUCUGGACUUGGGGUCAGGAGACGGUGUCCAGGGGAGUCUCUCAUCAACCCUGGCUUCAAAAGGUACCUGCCCUCGUGUCUUUCCUACCCUGGUCCUCUCCCUUUCCUCUGUGCAUUACAUACAUCGUCUUCUAGUAAGAAGCCAGCUGGCGGUGUAGACUUCGAUGAGACCUGAAGAUACAGCAGAACCUGUGUCCUUGCCAGAAGCCUGUCUACGAGGAAAGGGGUAGAUCCAAGACCCCCACCAACCAGAGAAAGCCACUGCUUAACUUCCACCGACUGGUCUUACUGUUUGGCAGGAGCGCCUCUCAUCUCUUCCUGGUUAAAUAAACUGUUCUCUUGGGUAGAAAUGCUAGGCCAGACUC